AUGUCGAACGGAUCUUGUCUGCACGUGAACGGAUCGUCGUGUAGAACAGUUCGCUGGCACAACGAGUCCUCUGUAGGUGGUGUCUCCGACGAGAUGCGGUUGAACGUACCGUACGCGCUGUUGGAGAGUGCCGUAGCUCUGAUGGCCAUUUUUGGCAAUACCCUCGUUAUCGCAGCAUUUAAGAGUGAACGGAAACUGAGGCGUCGCACCAACUUCUACAUCGUGUCGCUGGCGUCCGCGGACCUGCUUGUCGGUACGCUAGGCAUCCCGUUCGCUAUAUUCGCCUCUAUCGGGCUCCCCAGGAACCUGCACGCUUGCUUGUUCACCAUAUCAUUGCUGGUGGUGUUGUGCACCAUCUCGAUCUUCUGCCUUGUGGCUGUCUCGAUCGAUCGAUACUGGGCAAUCCUUCAUCCGCUCGCCUAUUCCCGCAACAUGCGCACCAAAACAACACUCUAUAUCAUCAGCGUAUGCUGGUUAGUGGGCUCGAUCAUUGGAUUCCUGCCGCUGUUCGGCUGGCAUGAGGAUCCGGACGACGAACGUUGUCUCUUCGUGCAGGUGAUGAACUACGACUAUCUCGUAUUCCUGUAUCUUAUGACAAUCAUCAUUCCGGGGGUACUACUGCUAGCUUUCUACAUCCACAUCUACCGGGUCAUCGUGCGCCAGAGAAAGCAGAUCCUUUCGGUCAACUCCAUUGACAGCCGCUUCUCGGCCAGCCUUGCCACCAUCGAGGACAUGAGCCACCAGGCGCAGGGCAGCAAGCGCCGGACCAAGAAGGACCUGUACAACGGCACAAUGUUGCGGGUGUUGCGAGCAGCGCAGAACCGCGAGGUGAAAGCCACCCAAAACCUCUCCAUCAUCGUGCUGUUUUUCAUGAUCUGCUGGAUGCCGCUCCACACUAUCAACUGCAUUAUGGCGUUCUGUCCACACUGCUAUAUACACGCGCCGAUCAUGCUCUUCGUGAUAACGCUCUCCCAUCUCAACUCAGCCCUCAACCCGCUGCUGUACGCCUAUCACCUGAAGGACUUUCGGGCAGCACUCAAGAAACUGAUUCUUUCCAUCUUCGGCCUAACUCCAGCGACUCCACAGCCAACUGAGUGUGUGAAUUGCAUUUCGUCUCUGGCUACGCAACGGCAACAACAACAUCAUCAGAUGUACCAGGUGCAGGAGACGCAGUAA
Messenger RNA from Anopheles nili, 1176 nucleotides. RefSeq names its product adenosine receptor A2b (gene AdoR). Gene Ontology annotation, cellular component: membrane. Gene Ontology annotation, biological process: G protein-coupled adenosine receptor signaling pathway; adenylate cyclase-activating G protein-coupled receptor signaling pathway. The coding region runs from base 1 to 1176 and encodes 391 amino acids. The record is from RefSeq and is a predicted model, not a curated record. The transcript is spliced from 3 exons. Lineage: Eukaryota; Metazoa; Arthropoda; Insecta; Diptera; Culicidae. Gene Ontology annotation, molecular function: G protein-coupled receptor activity.